AUGCGCGUAACGACUGGCACAGCAUUUUAAACUUCUACUGGAGACUUGUCAAAGGACGGAGUAAGGCUGUGGCUGCACGCUCUUGGAGAGGUUAGAAAGCACAAGUUUUAAUGUAAGCAGGCGAGUUUUAGCGUUAGAUUAGUUUUUAUUCGUGUUUGAAUGCGAUUUAAUGUUUUUUGAUUGGCGUUUAUGAGGACUUCGGACUUUGGCUUUUACGCGUUGCUUGGUAAGGGCCUGCGUCAGACUAAACGUACAUUUAUCACGUAAUCUACGAUAAGAUAGGGUUUUAAAGUUUUGAAUUAAAAUAAGGAAGGAGAAAAGGGUAGUUUUAAGAUGAGCGCAGGCGUCGCGAAGCCCAGUUCAGCAGCCGCAAAUGGCGACCCCAAAUCGGCUCCGCUCAAAGAGAUCCCCGACAUCCUGGUCGACUCCCGCACCAUGCGCCGUUACUCCAGAGGCCGGUUCCUGGGCAAGGGAGGCUUCGCCAAGUGCUUCGAGAUCACGGACCUCGAGAGCAAGCAGGUGUUCGCCGGUAAGAUCGUGCCCAAAGCUCUGAUCCUGAAGCAGCACCAGCGGGAGAAGAUGAGCUCUGAGAUCGCCAUCCACAAGAGCCUGAACCAUCCGAAUGUGGUGGGCUUCCAUGGGUUCUUCGAGGAUGACGACUUUGUGUUCGUGGUGCUGGAGCUGUGCAGGAGACGGUCCCUGCUGGAGCUACACAAACGCCGUAAGGCUGUGACCGAGCCAGAAGCACGUUACUUGAUGAUGCAGCUGCUGAAGGGGGUCCAGUACCUCCACAACAACCGCAUCAUCCACAGAGACCUGAAGCUCGGCAACAUCUUCCUCAACGAUGACAUGGACCUCAAGAUCGGGGACUUUGGACUGGCCACAAAGAUCGAGUUUGAUGGUGAGAGAAAGAAGACUCUGUGUGGGACACCCAACUACAUCGCCCCCGAGGUGCUGUGCAAGAAGGGUCACAGCUAUGAGGUGGAUGUGUGGUCGCUCGGCUGCAUACUAUACACGCUGCUGGUGGGUAAGCCUCCAUUUGAGACGUCCUGCUUGAAGGAGACCUACAGCCGCAUCAAGAAGAAUAACUACACCAUCCCCUGGCACAUUAACCCCUCAGCCUCGUCCCUGAUCAAACGCAUGCUGCACGCAGACCCCUCCCAGAGGCCCACCGUCACAGAGCUGCUCACGGAUGACUUCAUGGUGUCCGGGUACGUGCCUCAGCGCCUGCCCACCACCUGUCUCACUGUGCCCCCCCGCUUCUCCAUCGCCCCCUCUACUGCGCCCGAGAUGCAGAGCCAGAGACGGCCACUCACUGCCAUCAACAAUAAGGCAGGGAUGGAGAAUGUAGAGGUGAAGGAGGAACAGCCCCAAAAAGAGCCAGAUCAGGACUCACACCUGAGGGACCUGCUGAAGCAGAUAAUCAGCCUCAUAUCUGUCAACCCUUCAGAGAGGGUCAAUGUCCGACAAGAGGAGGCUGAGGACCCUGCCUGCAUCCCCAUUUUCUGGAUCAGCAAAUGGGUGGACUACUCUGAUAAAUAUGGUCUUGGGUACCAGCUCUGUGACAACAGUGUGGGUGUGUUGUUUAAUGACUACACUCGUCUGAUCAUGUAUGCUGAUGGAGACAGUCUGCAGUACAUCGACAAAACCGCGGCCGAGUCCUACCUCAGCGUGCGCUCCUACCCCCAGACUUUAAACAAAAAGAUAACACUACUAAAAUACUUCAGGAACUACAUGAGCGAACAUCUUUUGAAGACUGGAGCCAACAUGGCAAGGCGGGAAGGCGAUGAGUUGGCCAGGAUGCCCUACCUGUCUCUGUGGUUCAGAACAAAGAGCGCCAUAGUCCUGCACCUUACUAAUGGCACUGUACAGAUCAACUUCUUCCAGGACCACACCAAGAUGAUCCUGUGUCCUCUGAUGGGUGCUGUCACGUACAUCAACGAGAAGAAGGACUUCCGCACUUACAAGAUGUCUCUUUUGGAGGAGUACGGCUGCACCAAGGAGCUAGCCAGCCGCAUUCGCUACGCCAAGCUAAUGGUGGAGAAGCUAAUCGACAGCAAACCCUCAGCCGCAGCACAGUAGACCACUCAUCAGUCUUAACCCACAGAGCUCCCACCUGUACAGUUUAGAAUCGGGACGCCCUGUUUUUAUAUUGUUGAAGUUAUUUUCUAUAUUUAAAUUUGUGCUGGUGCCUGCUUGUGUUCGGCUGUGUUUUUGACAGCACAUGUUCACAUUGAGUUAGCGCUAAAUGACUUUUUGGCAAAUGUGUGAUGGAAUGUUUCUCACAUUUUUGUGUCUGUCUGUAGAAAUUUUACUGUCUUUUAUCAUGUCCAUUCUCUCUUUGGUAGCUUUCCAUGUUUUCAGUGUCUUCUCAACACUGUACAGCUGUGUACACACUUUUGGAUAUACACCCACAUUUAAAGACCUCCACCAAAAAUAAAGAAUAAAGAUUGUUUCUACCAGA
This is a messenger RNA of Periophthalmus magnuspinnatus, 2464 nucleotides long. RefSeq names its product polo-like kinase 1 (Drosophila) (gene plk1). The transcript is spliced from 11 exons. Lineage: Eukaryota; Metazoa; Chordata; Actinopteri; Gobiiformes; Gobiidae. Gene Ontology annotation, biological process: protein phosphorylation; mitotic cell cycle; regulation of cytokinesis. The record is from RefSeq and is a predicted model, not a curated record. Gene Ontology annotation, molecular function: protein serine/threonine kinase activity; protein binding; ATP binding. Bases 334 to 2082 code for a protein of 582 amino acids. Gene Ontology annotation, cellular component: nucleus; cytoplasm; spindle pole.